AUGCUGGAACAACCCGUCUUCUCCAGGCUUCAGCAGCCGCGCAGGCGCACUGCUGCUACAGUGGGCCCCACGCGUUCAGCAACCACAAGAGCAAUAAGGAAUAAGUUACACGAGGGUCUGUCCGGAUCAGGCACGGCUUCUGACUGCAAAAACCCUUUCAAGAUGAUGAUGGCAGCAGGUCCUCGGCCAUACCCACACCCACACCCACACCCACAGGACAUGGGUGCAGCAGCCCACCACCACCAACUCCAACACCAGCAGCAGCAGGAACUCUUCUCUGCGUACCAGAGACAGAGGCUGGCAGGCACUGAGCCCGGGCCUAAGUCGCCCUUCCGCGCCGGGGCCCACCACCACGCUGGCAUGCUCAGUCCAACCUCCAGCGGCUCACAAGUGUACGGGGACAGCCCGCUCUCCCCCAGGACUGACCCUCUGGGCAGCCCGGAAGCCUUUGCCCGGGGGGUCAACCCCUGCGCUUUCCAGGGGGGCAGUAGCCCCAGCCCCAUCCACGGCAACAGCAGGACGCCCUUGUCGCCACCUGGAGUCAUGCUCCACGGCUCUCCCGCCUCGCAGACAUCCUGCGUCAUGGCGGGAAGGACUAACACGCCCCUCUCCCCCAACGCCACCAAGAGCCCCAUAAUGAAGAAACCCAUGUGCAACUUCCCCCCUGGCAUGGAUAUGCCCCGAGCAGUAUUUCAUCAUGGGAAGGCGCAGUCGACUCCCCACCCUCCCCCCACGCCCCCUGCCAUGCCCCAGGCCUGCAUGCUCCAGAAGAAGCAGGUGAGCUCCGAGAAGGACCCGCUGGGUAUUCUGGACCCCAUCCCAAGCAAGCCGGUCAACCCGAACCCUAUGGCCAAUCCCAACUCCUCCACCUUCCCUCCUGGCGUCCACUCUCAGGUACCAAUGAUGAAUGUAAACAUCCCUCCCGCCAUCGUCCCGUUGCCAAGCAACCUCCCAUUGCCAACAGUGAAGCCUGGCCCGGUGGGCCACAGCGGCCACGUGCAGAGGACUCAGCCAACGGCGUCAACCUCCAUCUCCCCGUCCCCCGUCACAUCCCCAGUGCACAUGGCUGCUCCUCCGCACGGCCGCCUGGAGUCAUCUCCACAGCGCUCCCGCUCGUCCUCCACGUCCUCCGACCACGGGAGCUUCGCCAUGCCCACCGGCCCCCAGGCCCCCUGCGGCAGCAUGAAGGUCCCACCCCGCUCCCCCAGGUCCUCCCUAGGAUCCCCUCGGCCAGCGAUGCCUUCCAGCCCUUCUUCCGCCAAGCCAGACGCUCUACACCAAUACAAAGACAUGCCCAACCAGCUCCUGGCAGGCAUGGGCAACACCCUUAGCGCCCAGCACAACCCCAUGUUCCCCCCUCCCACCUCAGCCAGUGGUGGUAGCGGUGGAGGUGGUGGCAGCGUUGGAGGCGGCGGUGGUGGUGGUGGUAACCCCCAGAAAAGCCAUCCAGGCCUUCUGGGAAUGCCCCUCAACCAGAUCCUGAAUCAGCAUAACGCAGCCUCCUUCCCAGCCAGUAGCCUUCUGUCAGCAGCAGCCAAAGCACAGCUAGCGAAUCAAAAACAGAUGGGUGGCGGUGGAGCGGGCAUGGGCAGUGCAGGUGGUGUUAGUAGUGGCGGUGCAGGUGGAGGUACGGGCGCAGGUGGUGGGCAUCCAUGCAGUAAGGGUGUGGAUGGGCACAGCACUUUAAACCCCAUGCUCCCUCCUCCCAACGCUGCCAUGCUGCUUAACUCCGUGGUUGAGGGCGCACAGAGUGGCCGCGCCGCCCUGCGAGACAAGCUGAUGGCUCAGCAGAGGGACCCGCUCCGCAAGCGCAAGCAGCCCAGCGGUAGUGGUGGCAGCACUGGCACCAGCCACCAUGACAGCAUGGUCUUUAACAUGCUCAAGCCUGACAUGGCUGCCCACCCUCGCAUGCCUGGCGGGCCCCCUCCUUCGGCUGAGCAGCUAAGGAAGGCCCAAUCGCGACUAGCCGGCUUGCCCCCCAACACCUCCAUGGCCCAGCUGCUACAGUCCAUGAGCUCCCAGAACUCGCACAUGGCCCAGAACACCAGGAUGGGCCCCGGACCUGGAUUAGGACCAGGGCCCGGUCUCGGACCUGCUCAGAUGCACUUUGGGGAUGGGGUCAUGUCUGGCGGGCCGGGCCACCAGAACCUGCAGGCACAGCAGAGGCUCCGUGGUCCAGUCGAUGGCAUGCACUGCCCCCCCUUGGACCCAACAGGACAGGGCACCCAGAUGCCUUACGGCGGGAUGAUGAACCAGCUCCAGGCCUCGGCUAUGGGGAACAGUGGCCCCAUGGGGCAAGGCGGGCAACUCCCCAUGGGUAACCCUUCAAUGGGACACCCAGGCGCUCACCCACAGCAACUGUCUUACCUACAGCAUCAACAGCAACAGCAGCAACAGGGACAUCCCCUCAGCCAUGGCCGUGCAAAUGUCUCAGGGAUGAUGCUUAGCAGCAACGACGGAAGCUGUGCUCAAGCCAUCUCGGAGCCAGGUGACAGGUCCUCCAUGAACUGCAUGUCUAACCCCCAGAUGGGCGGCAUGUCUAACCCCUCCAGCCACAUGUACCAGCCCCAGACCAUGCGUCAGCAGCAGCAGCAGCAGCAGCAGCAGCAUGCCCAGCAGCAGCCUCUCCAUCCUGGCCUGCAGGGGAUGCAUGGGCCACCCCCUGCCUUCCAGGCCCAGCACCCGUACCAGGAAAACCUCUACAUGGACAACUCCUCGUCCAACUCCAUGGCCUGCAUCUACCAGAACUAUCAGGGUUGUAUGCCUGACAACGGCUCCAUGUCCCAUCAGCUGGCCCAUCCCCAGAUGACCUCACAGCCCCUCAGCUCGCUCCCCGAGGAGGUCUCUGGGAUGCAGCACUCCCUGCAGCAGUACCAGGCUUCCCAUCACCACCACCAACAGCAACGGCAGCGGCAGCAGCACCUCCACCACCAACAACAACAACAACAACAACAACAACAGCAACAACAACAACAGCAACAACAACAACAGGCGCUGAGAGACAUGAAGGCCCGAAACGAGGCUCUGGGGUCUGCUGGGACGGCUGGUCCAGGGGCUUGUGGGCCCGGACCCGGACCCGGAGCAAACAGCAGCAGCGGCGGCGGUGGUCCAGAGUCUGUCGACGCCAUCUAUCGAGCAGUGGUGGACGCGGCCAGCAAGGGCGUGCACGUGACGAUCACCACGGCAACGGCGAGCGGGGGCACGCAGGCCAGCCCUGUGACUGCGCUGAGCGCCAUGAGCGCCUUCACCGCCUCUAUCGGCGAGUCACACGCCCUGCAGCACCAUGGCAACAUCAACACUUCUGCCGCCAUGCACGGCCAGCAGGGGGAACCCUCCGUCGCCGCCAACCCUGCUACACGAGGCCCCGGCGGCGCUAGGCAACCCCGGCCUGGUCGCCCGCGCAAGAACUCCGAGCAGGGCAGGAGUCCUCCUGAGGCGACGCCCCACGAGUACUUCCGCUCUCCGUCUGGCGGCAGCGGGGGCGGGGGCACUCCCAGAGGGCAGUGGGAGGGGUUGGACUCAGGUGGACAGACGCCGUGGCAGGGGGGAGGAGCCACGGGAGGCGGGGCAGGGGAGGAGUUCUUAGAAUGCUCCACCCACGUACGCAGCAGCCCCGCCCAGCCAACCCCGGUCGUCGACGCUGGUCUCUCCUCAGACCGGACGCCGUCCUCCUACCUGGAGGAAAGCUUCCGCUUCGGCGGCCGCGCGCCCAUCAACUACAAGGAGCGUCUGGAGCAGACCGUGGAGCGCUGUGCCCACAUGAACGGCGGCGGCCCCAUCCGGCCGCCCGGCGCCUACAGCGACCCGCUGGGCCCCCCGCGUCAGGAGUUGACGGGGGACGACCAGUCGCCCAGCUCCUCCACCAGCCUGGAGGGCCCGCUGGCGAAGGACUACGGCCACUACAACGGGCACUACAACGGGCACUGCGCGCCCAGCCCCUCGGACACGCGCAGCCUGAGCAGCGAGGAGGAGCUGCGCCACCCGGACUCGCCCGCCCCUGAGCUGCUGCACUACCGCCAGCGCGCCUUCAGCAUGGGCGAGCUGGUCUGGAGCCAGAUCAAGGGCUUCCCGCCCUGGCCGGGCAAACUGGCGGGCGGAGAGGAGCAGCUGCACAAGGCCGGCAUGCAGCUCUCUGAGCCGGGCAAGGUGGAGCCUGAGAAACUGAAAACACUAACGCAUGACCUGGAGGCAUUGGAGAGGGUAGCCAAGAUGAAUAGAAAGUCUGGGAAGCUGAAUAAUCAUUUGGAAGCUGCUAUCCAGGAGGCCAUGAGUGAGCUGGACAAGAUAAGCACUGUUCACCAGAUCCCGUCGCGAGAGCGCCAGGUCCGGCUGCCCAAACCGAAGCGGAGGAAGAUCUCCAGAUAACAUUGAGUUCUGAGGGGUAGCAGUCAGUGCGGUAUCCAGCCUCAAAGGGGGUUGUGUUUAACACACACACACACACACACACACACACACACACACACACACACCCGCCAUCCCCAUUCUCUAUUCUCCCUCCUCCCCUUUAGGUGCUGUGACCGUCAGUUUAGGUGCAGUGCUGUCCCAAGUCCUUCUAUCUGUCUGACUGAUAGACUGUAAGUGAAGGGGCUGGAUAAGCCAAUCAGAAAACUGCAAAGAAAAACAUUUCUUGGGAGGAGAGAGAGAAAAAAGGAGGGGGAAAAAAAACUCAAAAUGGUUGCAAUUUGUCUACAGCUCGCUGAAGAACUAUUUUUUUCUAGAAUACAAGAAGAUGACAAAAACUUGAAAAAAAUACACAAAGGAAAAAAAAAAAAUUAUUGCAUUUAAGAAAAAUAGACAGUCCAAAUAUUUCUGAUACAUUUUCAAUAUGUAUAUAGAAAACAGAAAAUUUCAUGGUGAAAUGCCGAGAAGAGAAAAAGCAAAACUGUAUAUAUUGUACAUUAAUGCCAUGUACAAGCAGACCUAAUGCACACUCUAUCUUUUAUUGUACAAAAAGAAAACAAGAAGACUCCCAAACCAGACAGAGGUGUACCAAUGUCCUUGGUUUUAUUCAGCGCGUGGUCAAUAUGACCCCGUGCGCUAGAGAACUGAC
Clupea harengus (Atlantic herring) is the source of this 5050-nucleotide messenger RNA. RefSeq names its product methyl-CpG-binding domain protein 5-like (gene mbd5). Gene Ontology annotation, molecular function: DNA binding; chromatin binding. The record is from RefSeq and is a predicted model, not a curated record. Lineage: Eukaryota; Metazoa; Chordata; Actinopteri; Clupeiformes; Clupeidae. Gene Ontology annotation, cellular component: nucleus; chromocenter.